Salvia miltiorrhiza (redroot sage) is the source of this 2312-nucleotide messenger RNA. RefSeq lists its product as uncharacterized. The transcript has 3 exons. NCBI's taxonomy places the organism in Eukaryota, Viridiplantae, Streptophyta, Magnoliopsida, Lamiales, Lamiaceae. The coding region runs from base 710 to 2311 and encodes 533 amino acids. Gene Ontology annotation, molecular function: protein dimerization activity. The record is from RefSeq and is a predicted model, not a curated record.
UAUAUAUAUAUAUAUAUAUAUAUAUAAAACGAAAACAAAAAACGGGGCAGCGUCACAGACUCACAAACCCUGGCCGCGAGAACCCACCCAGCUUGAACCCACCUUGCGCCGCCACCACCUGCCGCUCGCGCCACCGCCGUCGCACCACCGGUUCACCACGGCACCACCACUGUGCUGAAUAUGCUGAUUCCACCUUCCAUUUUAGAGAUCAAGAGGGAGUUUGUUGAAAUUAGCAUAUGCGAAUUUUAUUUGUGAAUUGUGAGAUGAAACCCACCUUGCUAUUCCACGGUUUCCACCUUCCAUUUUAGAGAUGGGAGUCAAUUUUAUGAAUUGUGAUAAACUGAUAAUGACAUUCCACCUUGAAAAUUGCUAUUCCACCUUGGACAGUUGGACGGUGGAGUCAGUGGACUUAAUUUUUGUUGUGAAUCAAUUAAUUUCAUUUAUUAAUUUGAGAAUUGUGAUUAUGACAUUCAAUUAAUUCCACUCUCCAUUUCGUCUAUUAAUUUGUGAAUUAAUUUCGUUUAUUAAUAGGGUAUGACUUAUUUAUCUAUUAAUUUCAGCUUAGCAAUCAAUUUAUUAAUUUGAAUUAAUUUAAUUUUAUAGGAAAUGGAACGUUUUUUUUCUAAAAAACGUAGAGGUGAAUCUUCAAGUUGUUCAAUUACACCUUUUAUUGGAGCAAGUGCUGAAGCAAAUGUAGAAGUUGAAGAAAAUGUGGAAACUGAAACAAAUGGGGGUAGUUUUAAGAUAUGUGAAUGAUAAAGAAUGUGUAAUUGAAAGAUUUAUUGGCAUUGUGCAUGUUGUUGACACUUGUUCACAUUCUCUUAAAGAUGCUCUUAGUGCUUUAUUUGUGAAACAUGGUUUAUCACUAUCAAAACUGAGAGGUCAAGGAUAUGAUGGAGCUUCAAACAUGAGAGGUGAGUUCAAUGGGUUGAAGGCCUUAAUAUUGGAAGAAAAUCCUUAUGCUAUGUACAUUCAUUGUUUUUCACAUCAACUUCAGUUAAUUGUUGUUGUUGUUGCUAAGAGUAUCAUAGCUGUGAAGGAUUGUUUUAGCUAUGUUUCCAUGAUAGUGAAUACAACUGGAGCAUCUUGUAAGAGAAAAGAUCAGCUUAGAAUGUUAGAACAUGAGAGAUUAGUCAAAGAACUCAAUGAUGAAGUAAGGACAAGUGGAAAAGGCCAAAAUCAGGAGACAAGUUUGGUAAGACCUGGAGAUACUCGAUGGGGCUCACAUUAUGUGACUUUGCUUCGUUUAUGUGCUAUGUGGCCUUCAGUAGAGAAAGUGUUGGAGAAUAUACGUGAUGAUACCACUAGCUCUGAGGUUAGAAGUACUGCAAGAGGUUUGCUUCGGAAGAUGAAUGAUUAUGAGUUUGUGUUUGUGAUGCAUUUGAUGAAAUAUUUGUUAGGAAUCACAAAUGAAUUGUCAUAUGCAUUACAAAGAAGGGAUCAAAAUAUUGUGCAAGCCAUGAUUUUGAUUGAUGCAGUGAAAUCUCAACUACAUGACUUCAGAAACACUGGGUGGAAAAUAAUUUGUGAUGAAGUCAAUAGAUUUUGUGAGGUGAAUGUUAUUUCUUUGAUUGAUAUGGAAGACACGAUAACACGACCUGGUUAUAGAAGGCAGAGCAUCACCAAUGAUCAUUAUUACCGUGUGGAGAUUUUUACAGAGGUUGUUGAUUUAAUCAUACAAGAGAUGAAUAAUCGUUUUUCUGAAGCUAGCACCGAUCUACUUAGAUGCAUGGCAUGUCUUGAUCCAAGAGAUUCUUUCUCCCAAUUCGACAUUAAUCAACUCAUGCGUUUUACUACUUGGUAUCCUGAAGACUUCUCCGCAGGUGAUUGUUUAUGUCUGCCACAACAACUCCGUAAUUUCAUAGUACUUGUGCGGCAUCAUCCUCGCUUUUCUACGAUCACUGAUUUGGGAAGUUUUGCUCAAGAAAUGGUUAAAAGUGGCAAUCAUUUAAUUUUUCAAUUAGUUUAUCGUAUGAUUGAGUUGACAUUGGUUUUACCUGUAGCUACUGCUUCUGUUGAGAGAGCAUUUUCUGCAAUGAAGCUCGUCAAAAGUGAUUUGCGAAAUCGUAUGCAAGACGAGUGGAUGAAUGACAGUUUGAUCGUGUACAUUGAAAAGGAUAUUUUCUCAACAAUUGAUAAUGAGAAGAUAUUGCAACGUUUUCAGUCGAUGAGUACACGUCGCAAUCAAUUGUCAUCACUUUCUCAAACAGAAACAACUAGUUCACCAAGUAUUUAUUCUUUGGUUAUUUGUAAUGUAUUGAACUUUUAUAGCUAUGUUAUUUCAAAUGUAUUAGAACUAUAUUAUCUAUGAA